Molecule: messenger RNA, 4146 nt
Organism: Lucilia sericata (common green bottle fly)
Lineage: Eukaryota; Metazoa; Arthropoda; Insecta; Diptera; Calliphoridae
Product: membrane-associated protein Hem-like
Exons: 3
Coding region: 326-3697 (1123 amino acids)
Biological process (GO): cell projection assembly; cortical actin cytoskeleton organization; cell morphogenesis
Cellular component (GO): SCAR complex
Source: RefSeq, a predicted model, not a curated record
CAUAUACAGAGAAUAUUUUGAUACAAACGUCAAAAUUUUGUCAUCAAUUGUUUAUGUGCAGUAAAAAAUUAUUUUUCUUGAGAAAAAUGUAAAAUUUACCAUUUAAAUAAGUAAAUUAGCGAAAAAAGUUAUAAUAAAUAUGUUAACACAGUUAUAAACUAUAAGAAAAACAAAUAGUUUUUAAAAAUCGUUGUUUUUUUUUAGAAAACAGUGCAAAGAAACUUUUCAAGGUGGGGCCGGUUGACAAUUGCGACUUCCGCAAUUUAUGUGUAUCAUAAUAAAUUUGCAAAAAAAAACUUAAUUGGAAAAUAAAAUAUUUUGCACCAUGGCUAGACCAAUUUAUCCCAAUCAGCAAAAAAUUGCUGAAAAAUUAAUUAUACUCAAUGAUCGUGGUUUGGGUAUAUUGACUAGAGUCUACAACAUCAAAAAAGCCUGUGGGGAUACUAAAUCUAAACCUGGGUUUCUAUCGGAAAAGUCUUUGGAAUCUACGAUAAAAUUUAUAGUGAAAAGAUUUCCCAAUACCGAAGUUAAAGGCUUAAAUGCCAUUGUGAAUAUAAAAGCAGAAAUAACCAAGUCAUUAUCUUUAUAUUAUCAUACUUUUGUGGAUUUGUUGGAUUUUAAGGAUAAUGUUUGUGAAUUACUUACUACCAUGGAUGCUUGCCAAAUUCAUCUGGAUAUUUCGCAAAAUUUUGAACUAACCAAAAACUAUCUGGAUUUAGUAGUUACUUAUGUUUCUUUGAUGAUUCUUUUGUCGAGAGUUGAAGAUCGUAAAGCUGUUUUGGGUCUUUAUAAUGCUGCUUAUGAAUUGCAAAACAGCCAGUCUGAUCCUGGUUUUCCUCGACUGGGUCAAAUGAUUUUAGAUUAUGAAGUUCCCUUGAAAAAAUUGUCGGAGGAAUUUAUACCCCAUCAACGUCUAUUAACAAAUGCUUUGCGUUCUCUGACCACGGUUUAUCCACUGCGUAAUCUUUCGGCUGACAAGUGGCGUGAAAUGCAAAAACUUAGUUUAGUGGGCAAUCCAGCUAUUCUUCUUAAGGCUGUGCGCACUGAUACAAUGUCUUGUGAAUAUUUAUCUUUGGAGGCCAUGGAUCGUUGGAUCAUAUUUGGUCUACUUUUAAAUCAUUCUAUGUUGACUCAGUAUCCUGAUGUCAAUAAAAUUUGGAUUUCUGCUUUAGAGUCUAGCUGGGUUAUUGCUCUCUUUCGAGAUGAAGUUUUGCAAAUACAUCAAUAUAUACAAUCAUUUUUCGAUGGCAUUAAGGGCUACAGUAAACGUAUAAAUGAGGUCAAAGAGGCCUAUACAAAUGCUGUACAGAAAGCUGCACUCAUGCAUCGUGAACGUAGGAAGUUUUUACGUACAGCUUUAAAGGAAUUGGCAUUAAUAAUGACCGAUCAACCGGGCUUAUUGGGUCCUAAAGCUAUAUUUAUAUUUAUUGGUUUGUGCUUGGCUAGAGAUGAGAUUUUGUGGCUGCUGAGACAUAAUGAUAAUCCUCCUUUGUUGAAGAAUAAAGGCAAAAGUAAUGAAGAUCUUGUUGAUCGCCAACUGCCGGAGCUAUUAUUCCAUAUGGAAGAAUUACGUGCUUUAGUACGUAAAUACAGUCAAGUGAUGCAACGUUAUUAUGUGCAAUAUCUUUCGGGUUUUGAUUCUACUGAUCUUAAUAUACGCAUGCAAAGUUUACAAAUGUGUCCUGAAGAUGAAAGUGUUAUAUUAUCUUCACUUUAUAAUACCGCUUCCAGUUUGACUGUUAAACAAGUUGAAGAAAAUGAACUUUUUGACUUUAGAGCAUUCCGUUUGGAUUGGUUCCGUUUGCAGACGUAUAUGAGUGUUAGUAAAGCCGUACUACGCAUCCAAGAGCAUAUUGAAUUAGCUCGCCUGUUAGACUCGAUGGUAUUCCAUACUCGUGUGGUUGAUAAUUUGGAUGAAAUUCUAGUGGAGACUUCAGAUUUGAGUAUCUUUUGCUUUUACAGCAAAAUGUUUGAUGAUCAAUUUCACAUGUGUCUAGAAUUUCCAGCACAAAAUCGUUAUAUUAUUGCUUUCCCUCUAAUAUGCUCGCAUUUUCAAAAUUGUACACAUGAAAUGUGUCCUGAGGAGAGACACCAUAUACGUGAGAGAUCUUUAAGUGUGGUGAAUAUAUUUUUAGAAGAAAUGGCCAAGGAGGCUAAGAAUAUUAUUAAUACAAUAUGUGAUGAACAGUGUACUAUGACAGAUGCUUUGUUGCCAAAACAUUGUGCCAAAAUUUUGUCUGUGCAAUCGGCCCGCAAGAAGAAAGAUAAAUCUAAGAAACAAUUUGAUGAUAUGAGAAAACCAGGAGAUGAAUCUUAUCGUAAAACACGUGAAGAUUUAACAACUAUGGAUAAAUUACACAUGGCUUUAACAGAAUUGUGUUACGCCAUUAAUUACUGUCCCACCGUUAAUGUAUGGGAAUUUGCUUUUGCACCACGCGAGUAUUUGUGUCAAAAUCUAGAACAUCGCUUUUCUCGCGACUUGGUAGGCAUGGUAAUGUUUAAUCAGGAGACCAUGGAGAUAGCUAAACCCUCUGAGUUGUUGGCUUCUGUAAGAGCCUAUAUGAAUGUUUUACAAACUGUGGAGAAUUAUGUUCACAUUGACAUGACACGCGUAUUUAACAAUUGUCUUUUGCAGCAGACCCAGGCUUUAGAUUCUCAUGGAGAGAAAACUAUAGCUGCUUUGUAUAACACUUGGUACACCGAAGUUUUACUGAGACGUGUUUCAGCCGGCAAUAUUGUUUUUAGCAAUAAUCAAAAAGCAUUUGUACCCAUUUCCCCGGAAGGUUGGGUACCCUUCAAUCCCCAAGAAUUUUCCGAUCUUAAUGAAUUGAGAGCUUUAGCCGAAUUGGUGGGUCCUUAUGGCAUCAAGACCCUUAAUGAAACUUUAAUGUGGCAUAUAGCCAAUCAAGUGCAGGAGUUGAAGUCAUUGGUGGGUGUAAACAAAGAGGUAUUGAUUACCUUACGCACCAGUUUCGAUAAACCUGAGGUUAUGAAAGAACAAUUUAAACGUUUACAGGAUGUGGAUCGUGUUUUACAAAGAAUGACUAUUAUAGGAGUUAUACUGUGUUUCCGUAAUUUAGUACAUGAGGCUUUGGUGGAUGUAUUGGAAAAACGUAUACCUUUCUUGUUAAGUUCGGUAAAAGAUUUCCAAGAACAUUUGCCGGGAGGUGAUCAAAUACGUGUUGCUUCUGAAAUGGCGGCAGCAGCUGGUCUUAUGUGUAAAGUGGAUCCUACUUUGGCAGCAACUCUAAAAUCUAAAAAGCCAGAGUUUGAUGAAGGAGAACAUCUUAUAGCUUGUCUUUUAAUGGUGUUUGUAGCGGUUUCCAUACCCAAAUUGGCUAGAAAUGAAAAUUCUUUCUAUCGUGCCACCAUUGAUGGUCAUUCCAAUAAUACACACUGCAUGUCGGUGGCAAUUAAUUAUAUUUUUGGUGCUCUCUUUACCAUUUGUGGACAAAACGAUAUGGAAGAUCGCAUGAAGGAAUUUCUGGCUUUAGCUAGUUCUUCUUUAUUGAGAUUGGGUCAAGAAUCAGAUCGUGAGGCUACACGUAAUCGUGAAUCUAUUUAUUUGUUGUUGGAUGAAAUUGUUAAGCAAUCACCUUUCUUAACUAUGGAUUUAUUGGAGUCAUGCUUCCCUUAUGUUUUAAUACGUAAUGCUUAUCAUGCUGUCUAUAAACAGGAACAGAUAAUGGGUCUUUAAGUGAAAUAUUUGAAUAUAUUAUUAGUAUUAGUUUUGUGCUACACAAGGAAAUUAAUUUAUAAAAUUUUUUAGUUAAGUCGAAAUUUAGUUAUUAAACAAUGAAAAGAUGAAAAAGAAAACAAACUAAAACUAAAUAGUAAGUGCAGUAGAAAAGUACAGCAAACUAGUUGGCCAAAAAUAACUCCAGUGUCAAAACUAACAAAAUUAAUAAACAAUUAUUAAACUAUGCCAAACUAUGCUAUAUGCCAAAUCAUUAAAAGCUCGAAAUUUUUGAAAUUUAUUAAAAAAUUAUUCACUUUUUAUAAUAACUUUUCUCUUUUUAUAUACAUUUAAGUAUAUAAUUAAAAAAUUAUUAAAUAUAAUCAUAUCGUGUCUAAGUAAAAUAUAUAUGUCUAAAAUAAAAGCCAAAAAAAGAAACGUACAUUAACGAACACAAUUUAAAACAACAA